Messenger RNA from Prunus armeniaca (apricot), 390 nucleotides. NCBI's taxonomy places the organism in Eukaryota, Viridiplantae, Streptophyta, Magnoliopsida, Rosales, Rosaceae. The record is from the annotation of a GenBank genome assembly.
AUGGCCACACAAAUCAAGGUUGAAAUUAUCGAGAGGCAAACAAUUAAACCAUCCUCCCCAACUCCUGAUCACCUUAGAAAUUACAAGCUCUCUCACUUUGAUCAGACGGCUCUUCAAAUCUACAUCCCACUCCUUCUCUUCUAUCCCAAUGCUCCUGCUGAUGCUAUUACUAAUAAUGUCAUGGCCACCAAUGAAAGAUAUCAGCAUCUAAUGCAAUCCUUAACUAAAACUCUCACUCACUUCUACCCUUUAGCAGGAAGGAUCAAAGGUCACGCCAUGAUCGAAUGUAACGAUGAUGGAGCUGAACUUGUGAAAGCCCGAGUCGUGCUCCUUAUUGGAGAUUUUGGAACACCCAGAUACCGAGAUGUUAAGACGGUUCCUUCCUAUUGA